Messenger RNA from Nicotiana tabacum (common tobacco), 679 nucleotides. Lineage: Eukaryota; Viridiplantae; Streptophyta; Magnoliopsida; Solanales; Solanaceae. The record is from RefSeq and is a predicted model, not a curated record.
GAGAGUGCUAAUAUUUCCGAAAGGAAAUAAUGUGGAUUGUUUGUCGAUGUACUUAGAUGUAGCAGAUUCAGCUACACUUCCAUAUGGGUGGAGUAGGUAUGCCCAGUUCAGCUUAGCUGUUGUGAAUCAAGUAAAUCCCAAGUAUACUGUGAAAAAAGAGACACAACACCAGUUUAACCAAAGAGAGAGUGACUGGGGCUUCACAUCUUUCAUGCUUCUAAGUGAGCUUUAUGAUACCAACAAGGGAUAUCUCGUAAAUGAUAGAGUUGUUAUUGAAGCUGAUGUUGCUGUACGUAAGGUCAUUGAUUACUGGACAUAUGACUCGAAGAAGGAGACUGGAUAUGUUGGGCUUAAAAAUCAGGGAGCUACUUGUUACAUGAACUCUCUCCUACAAACCCAAUACCAUAUUCCCUACUUUAGAAAGGCUGUGUACCAUAUGCCGACUACAGAGAAUGAUAUGCCUUCAGGGAGCAUUCCAUUAGCUUUGCAGAGUUUAUUCUAUAAGCUCCAGUACAGUGAUACGAGUGUGGCGACAAAAGAAUUAACAAAAUCCUUUGGCUGGGACACUUAUGAUUCAUUUAUGCAGCAUGAUGUGCAAGAACUAAAUAGAGUUUUGUGUGAAAAGCUUGAAGACAAGAUGAAGGGCACGGUUGUGGAAGGGACAAUUCAGAAGUUAUUU